This is a messenger RNA of Iphiclides podalirius (scarce swallowtail), 1527 nucleotides long. The record is from the annotation of a GenBank genome assembly. NCBI's taxonomy places the organism in Eukaryota, Metazoa, Arthropoda, Insecta, Lepidoptera, Papilionidae.
AUGGCGCUCCCUAUCAAUAUUCAUGAGGCGUGUUGUGACCGACACGCUGUCUUCCCCUGGCCGAUUUGUAUUCCAGAAGCUUCCCAGGACAGGCGUCGCGCUGCGCUGACCAUAUGCGACAAAAAAGCUCGACACUCGAUGCACCGCCGCCAGUCUGAUGACUACGACGUCCUCUCCGACGCGGCGAUCGACGACGAGGCGCAGAACGACGGAGAUGGAGGCAACGAUGCGGAUGAGGAACCGGAGGUGUCCGCUGUGAUACUGACACAGCCGAGCCACUACAACGUCACGAUCGGGCGCAGCGUGCGUUUGGAGUGCAAGGUGUCGCCAGCCGAGGGCGCUGUUGUCCAAUGGACCAAAAACGGCACGAUGUACUUCUUCGGUACUAUGAAGACGCAAGACCAGGUCGCCACAUCGUACACCCAAGACAAGAGGAUAUCUAUCCCGGCCAAUUCAACGGACCUCUUGAUCAGAGACGUGACCCUAGCCGACAGCGAUACUUACAAGUGCCAAGUUCUGCAGACCAACAGAGCGGAAGUAGAACAUACUCUGAACAUCCUCGAGGCUCCGAAGAUUGUCAAGUUCUCGGCCUCGAACGACGGGCAGGUGGUCGAAGGUUCGGAUCUGCUGUUGACCUGCACCGCCGGCGGCUCGCCGCCACCCCAGAUCAUCUGGUCCAGGGACACCGGCAAUGGGAACGAGCGUCUGCAAGAGAAGGACGGCGAGUUCUCCAUCAACAGCCUGUACAUAAAGAGCGUAAAGCCCAGCGACGCCGGCAAAUACUACUGCUACGCUUUCAACGGCCUCGGCAACAAGCAGUCAGAGAUCACCGUUGUGGUGAAGAGCAAGCCCCGCGUCCAAGUGCACAGGAAUCUAAUCAACUCUGCCAUCAACGUGGAGGCUGUUCUUCAGUGCUACGUCCAUGACGCCACCCCCGCCCACAUCCGCUGGUACAAGGACGGCCUCCUGAUCGAGGACUCCUCGAGCCAGUUCAGCAUCAGCACCCACGGCCACCACUCCAACCUGACAGUCACCCCCACCAGCGACGGCGACUUCGGCACUUUCACCUGCGAGGCCGACAACGAGCUGGGCAAACACAACCGCUCCAUCGAGCUGGUGCAGAACCCGGUGGUGGAGGGGUUGGACGUGGACGGGCCGAAGCUCAGCUGGACCAUCCAUUCUCACCAGCCUCUAGAGCUCAUCGAGCUGCAACUGAGACAGAUGAGCGGGGACGGCCAGUGGAAGACGCUCAACGUGCCCGUCCCGGACGCGAGGACGCACGAGUACGAGAUCAUCUACCCGCUGAGCGACCAGGACCUGGAGCCGGGCAAGUACGAGGCCACCGUCAAGGUGAAGAACAAGAAGAGCUGGAGCCAGCACACGCCGCCCGCCUUCGUCGAGAUCGAAGCUCAACCGCAGUACAUUCAACACGCGUCAGUAUACCGAGGCAACAGCGCGCAUUCCAUACGGCCGAUGUUUUUCAGCGCAAUCUCGACCGGCCUCAUGUACCUCCUCGUGCGAACGCUC